GAGGGGGGGCGGGGGGAGGAGUGGGCGGCGGCAGGGGCUUCAGGAAGCGGCAGCAGUCGUGUGUGUAUGAGUUGGCUCUGCUGUCCCGCGGUGACGUUGUGAACGGCAUGAUCCUGCACGGCAGGGCCUCCUGCUUCACAGUGGUGGCGGCAACCACACUCAAGGUCAUGUCCCUCGAGGUGACGGGCGGUAUUGCCUCCCUGGAGCAGCUGCUCGGCCGGGAGCAGGCGGCCAGCCUGAGGGACCUGGUGCUGAGACAGGCUGAGAUGCACCGGGAGCGGGCUGCUCACAUGGUGGCUGUACGGCAGACCUCUGCUGCCCUCAUGGGCGACCGGGGCCUGCCCCCCGCCCCCCUGCCCGACACGCACCUGGCCGCAUCCUUCAUGGCGCACUACGUGCCCGUCACACCCGGGGCGGAGGGGGGGAGCGGGCUGCCGCUGAUGGGCUACGCCGCCGCAGUGGCCGACUCCUCCCUCUUCGUCCCCGGCGCCCUGCAGCACGGCGACGUCAUGAAGCUGGUGUGCGGUGUGGGGCAGGCGGUGGUGGACUGCGCACUGCCCUCGGCGCAACGGGCGGCAGUGGCGGCCGGGGCGGGGGGAGGUGGGGGAGGAACAAUGGCCUCCUCCUCCGUCUCCGGAGGCGGCGGCAGUGGAGCUCCGCAGCCCUCCACCUCCUCCUCCCUCCUGCAGCAGCCGCACCCCCACCCGCAACCCCAGCAGCAGGGCCCCCGGGGUGGUGGUGGCGGCGGCGAUCCCACCCACGUCACCACGGUGGUGGCGCAGCCGGUGCCCAUACCCCGCACGCGCAUGCGGGCGCCCUGUGUGGGGAUGGCCAGGGAGCUGGGGCUGGUGGCACCGCCGCCGGCGCAGAUGCCUCCCUCCCUGGCCUCCGAGCUCUCCUCCCUGGCUGUCUUCCCGGAUCCCGCGGGUGGCAAGUCGCGCAACGGCCGCCCCCGCGCCCCGCACCGCACCAAACUGGGGUUACCCUUCGCGGGGAACGUGGCCAUGCUGGUCCUGGAAAACCACUCCAACCUGGUCAAGGUGGUCAGCCCCGCGCCCUGCGGCCUUGAUGCGGUUAACGCGCUGAGGAAGGCGAACAGCGCGUCGAGUUUGAAUGUGCAUGGAAGGGGAGGGGUGCCACCGGGGAUGAGGGUGAGCGGUGGGGGGGAGGGGAGCUGCGUGGAGGUGUAUGGGGAUGACGGGAGGUACGGCAGUGAGGGGCCGAGUUUAACUGUCGUACUGCCGGAUGUACGAAUGUCGGUUGCAGCGGCGGGGGUGGUGUCAGCAGCGGUUGCCGCCAUGUCAUCUGACGUGGACGCGCGUUGCGAUUACACGUCAUCCUGUGAUGAAGACGACAGCGAUGAUGAUGCCGGGGUUGGCGGUGCGGGCGGCGUUAUCGGAGGUGCCUCCGUUGGGGGGUCCCCGGACUGGUCGGAGGGCUGUACGACAGCAGCAGCUGCGUCAGCAGCACAAGCGGGCGUCUCUUUGUCUUCCUCGGCCCCUGCAGGGGGGCCAGCGAUGACGUCAGCAGCAGCAGCAGCAGCACCAACAUCCUCAUCAAGGGAGAUCAGUCUGGUGCAGGCGGUGGGUUCCUUGGAGGCAGUGGAUCCGAAUAACAGCAGCAGCGGUGGCAGUAGCGGCAUGCAGCUGACAGGAGGUGUGGUGGCGGCGGGAUUGGUGCUUCCCAGCGGCAGCGGCAGCAGCGGUAGUCCCCAUGAAAGCGGCAGCGUCCCCGACCUCCCCUGGCGCUCCGUCCGCCCCUCCGCGCAGUCCUCCUCCGCCCUGGCCUCCUCCUCGCAUCCCUCCCUGGUGUACGGACAAGGCAGUUUCUCCACCGGGGGAGCAGCAGGCGGCUCCUCUCUGUCACACGUGGAGCCCCUCACGCUGGCGGCAUCCAAAUCCACCUCCCAGCUACACCCUGCCAACCACCCCAACCACCACACCUACAGCCCCGCACCUGCCGUACAGUCCUCCCUCGCCUCCCUGGGGCCCUCCCCCUCCUUCCCCUCCUACUCCGGACCCCAACGUGCGGCCUCCAUGAGCAGUGCCGCCAUGGCGGGCCCCCCGGGCACCCCACUGGUGGCGGGGCAGGCGCACGUGCCGCCCUCGCUGCCAUACCUGAGGGCGGCGCCGGCGCCGGGGACUCCCGGUACGGCAGGCGCGCUUCCCUCGCCUGCGCUGAUCAAGACGGCUGUCGUACAGCUCGCGUCGUCUGAAGCAACCGCCAAGCUAACCGCCAACCGCCUAACGACCAUCAUGUCAGCCGGACCGUUAGCGGCCGGCAGCGGCGCAACCACCGCCUCCGCCAACAAAACAACAACCGCCGCCGCUGCUGCUGCUGCUGCUGCCUCUAUCACCGCCACCGCCGCCGCUACCAUCACUAGCAGCGGCGGCGCUGCGGAUCCCUCUCGCGCCGCCUCCGCCCCCGCCACUGACCCCUCCUCUUCCGCCGCAACAGCAACAACCCUAACCACCCAACUAACCGUCAACCGCUCUCAAUCCCAGCCACGUGCGCAACCCUCGGACCCCAACACAACCCCCGCAGCAGCAACAACAGCAACCUCAGACCCAACGACCUUGUCCAAACACUUGCAUGAAAACGUCAUCAUUCUGCCACGUAUGGUCUUUUACGAGGGCGCGGCAUUUGAGAGCGGCGGCGUCAACUCUCCUCGCGGCGGCCUACGGCAGGCGGCAGGUCUAACCGCCGUCACCUCCUUCUCCGGUAGUGCCCCCUCCUCUCCCCGCGGCAGCUUCCGAGGGGCAGCGGCUGCGGGCAAGGGAGCCGCCUCCCCACGUGGCUCCAACGGCUUCCCCCUCCCGCCCAUGCCCGGCCGCUCUCCAUCCUCCCCCAACGCCGCCGCCUCCCUCCCCGUCGGCUCCCCACAUACCACCUACGCACUACCCGCCAUUCCGGGCUCCUCCUCAGCCGGCGCGGCUGCUGGUGCUGCUGCGGGUGGCUCCUCCUCCAGCCCCUCCUCCUUCUCCCCGCCCAGACAAGCUCAGGACGGCAACGCCCCCUACGAUCAGCAACAGCAGCAACCGCAGCGCUCCUCCCCCGGCCGUGUACGAGUCAUGGACGCGCCGGCAGCCGCCUACCAGUUCGGCGUCCCACGGGACCUGCUGGGCUACUAUUCCACUGCUAACAAGGCGUUCGUGCCGACGGGGGACGGCCCGGUUUUCACGGGGGGACUCGGCGGCCGGGGGGCUCGGUACGCAGCGGGCGGCGGAAAUCGCCAGCGGGGCGGUGACGGCGGCGGCGGCGGGCAGAGGCGUUACGGCGGCGUGUCGUUGCGGGACCUUGCGGGGGUGAAUGGGCUGCCGGGGCGCAACCGCCGGCGGGGGGGUGGAGCGGGCGGCGGCGGGGCGGGGAAGCCGCUGGUGGAUGGACCCGAGCUGCCGCUGGAGAUGGACACGGAGGCCCCCCCGCUGGCCAACCACAAGCUCUCCGAGCCCUCCCUGGACGACCUCAAGUACAUCCUCUCCCGCUGGUCCACCACAUGGUCCCAGGAGCGCACCGAGCUGCGCAUCCUCAGCCGCCUGGGCCGCCGCGAUAACGACAAGACCGCGCUGUCCUACCCCGGCAGCAACACCGCCUCCGCACUCGCCUCGUCCUUGCAUGCAUCCGACCAGGCAGCGCACCGCAUGGCAACAGCGGCAGCAGCAGCAGCAGCGGGCUAUGGUGUGGGGGGUAACAUCAGCAGCAGCGGUAACCCGGGUCAGCCGGUUCGGCUGCCGACGCCGGUUGAGUUGUCGCAGUUUGGGUACUCGUUGGACGACAUGGGGGCGGUGUUUGGUGUAGGUGCCAGGCAGAAGGGCGAUGAGAUGGUGGGGAUGGGCGGGUAUCGGAGGUCGCUGGCGGGUCAGAUGCAGGCGGGGGCGGGGGGGAAGUACGGACCUAGGAGAACGGGGACAAGCACGGGGACAGGCACGGGUACGGGUACGGGUGCUAGUGAUGGCGGUGGUGUGGCGGUGAGGGGUUAAUGGUGCCGUGUAUUCGUCUCGGUGCUAAGAAGUGUGUUAAGAAGAAGAAACCUGGUGCUGGCGUGUUGCGGCGUGAGUGGGUGAGAGUUGACUGCGUGACGAGUAAGCACGAGGUGCAAUGUACCUCGCCUUGCUUUCUCUUGAGCGCGCUUGGACUGGCUGGGACGGCAGGCUAGCUGGGGGGGGGGGUUCCAGGUUGCAUGCCACCAACAAAUACCAUAAGCAGUGCUUACCUUACCAAUACCACUAACGCAGGACAGUACAUGUGUAUGUUCCUUGCAUGCUUGCUUGAUAGCAGCGCGUGUUUCAGAAGGACGUGGUGGCUGCGUGACCUGUCAAUAAGCAACAUACUACAACUAAUGCAAAGUAUUGUACAUUAAGAGUGUUAUGCGGUAUUAUUGAUUGUAUGCUGGGGUGAACUGCCGUAUGCAGUGGGCUGCUGGCGAUGCUGGCAUGCGUAUUGGACCUGCGAUGUUCCCAUCGUGCUUCUAGCCGUUAUGUGUUACUCGGGGUAGGGGUGCGCGACUUGCUUGGCACGGCAUGAUGGGGUCGCGAUUGGUUGCUUGUUGAUAUCCGUGUGCAUUGAUCGCUCGAAAUGCCGGUAAGGUACCAUUCAUAUCUGUCUUUGAGCGUGUCGGAGCGUGAUUGGAGUUUUGCUUGGUCACACACAAGGGGCAGCUGAGGUUGCAAGGUCACAGACGGCUUGUUGUUUUACCCAUGUGUGUUUUUUCUUCAGUGCGCUUGGGUGCAGCCCUGGAGGGUUUGUCUUGCUUCCUGGUUCGUGUGUGUGUAUAAGUACGUCCGAUGCUUAUACCAGUGAGGGGCAGACUUAGAUGGGGCAAACUUUACGCUUGCAAUCGAUGACGGCAUUUGCGGUUGACGGGGAUAUACCCGUAGUACCCCACUGCUGUUGAAGUCUGUUGGCCUUGUUGAGGUAGCGCUUGCUUUGGUACGGCAGCUAAUGUUCCGUACAGCUCUUGCUCGUACUACACACGUGACAGAUGGUGGGCAUCAAACGCGAGUGCACGGGUGUUGGAUGUCGUUUCCAAUGUUCUUCUUCGGACCUCACGAACUGAAUUUCCUCUGCGACAGAGGAGUCCCAUGCGUGCAUGUGUCGGCGGAAUAAGGGCCUUUCUGUGCCGUCCUGUGUGUGCGUGCGUGCUUGGCUGACUGGCGCUUUUGACACACGGCUUGUGUGCGAUGCAGAUGUUGCAUUUGAUGCACUUUUGCAUACCUGGUUAGUAUGCUUCACCUGGUCGAAUGUGUGGGAUAAGCGCUGGGAUAAUAGCCAAACCACCUGCGUCGAAGCAGGUUUUAGGAGGGGCGCUGCACGUAGCUCCCAAUGAAAGUAUCCUGAGCUGUGUCGUACUGGAG
This is a messenger RNA of Astrephomene gubernaculifera, 5354 nucleotides long. Lineage: Eukaryota; Viridiplantae; Chlorophyta; Chlorophyceae; Chlamydomonadales; Astrephomenaceae. The record is from the annotation of a GenBank genome assembly.